GGGACGCUGGAAGGGAGGUAGCGGGCGAGCGAGCGAGCGAGCACACGCACUGCAGCAGUUCGGGACCCCCAGCGCCUGGCGAUCGUCCCGCUAGUCGCGUUGAGGAGGGCCGGGGCCAGCUGGGGACAACGACAGGAGACGAGAGACAGGAACCUGCCCUGGAAGGGAUGCCGGUCGAGUUUAGCGUCACCAGUCGGGUUGUCGGUGAGCCCGAGUCUGGGAGAAGACACAGAGGGCACUUCAACCCAUCAUCAUGGCAGCGCAGGGCAUGAACGUACGUGGAACAGGCGAGCAGGGCACACCCUAAUGAGCCCCCCCCAGAGCACACCGACUCGGCCGGAGCCUUGGGAGGAGGAGGAGGACUGUUGUUAUUACGGGAGGAAACUUGUGAGGGGCAGGAAAGUCAGGACGAGAAAACACAUCCAGACGCUCCCAUGGCGCAGGGGGAGAGCCAAGUCCCUCGCUUCUGUCGGCGCCACGUCCCUAAGGAUAUCGUCUGCUUGGAGUACAGAGCCCUGAAGUACAGAUAACGCAGCCGCCCUGGACAGGUAGACAAUGAUUCCCAUUACUGAACUGCGGUACUUUGCUGACACCCAGCCAGCAUACCGAAUCCUCAAGCCAUGGUGGGACGUCUUCACCGACUACAUCUCUAUCGUCAUGCUGAUGAUCGCAGUCUUUGGCGGAACUCUGCAGGUCACCCAAGACAAGAUGAUCUGCCUGCCAUGCAAGUGGGUCGUGAACAAGUCGUGCGACGAUACCGUGAGGCUGCCGGCAGAUCAGUUCCCCAACUCCACGGUGCCAACUGGCUCUCCAUUUCCAGAGCCUAAAGGGAUUAAGUACGACCUUGAUCGGCAUCAGUAUAAUUAUGUAGAUGCCGUGUGCUAUGAGAACAAGCUGCACUGGUUUGCCAAAUACUUCCCUUACUUAGUUUUGUUGCACACACUCAUCUUCCUGGCAUGCAGCAACUUCUGGUUCAAGUUCCCCAGGACUAGCUCCAAGCUUGAGCACUUUGUGUCCAUCCUCCUGAAGUGCUUUGACUCUCCCUGGACCUCGCGUGCUUUGUCGGAGACCGUAGUGGAGGAGAGUGACCCAAAGCCGGCCUUUGGGAAGAUGAAUGGCUCGAUGGACAAAAAGGCCUCUUCUGUCAGUGAGGACGUGGAAGCCACUGUCCCUAUGCUCCAGAGGACUAAGUCUCGGAUUGAGCAAGGCAUUGUGGACCGUUCGGAGACUGGCGUCUUAGACAAAAAGGAAGGGGAGCAGGCCAAAGCCCUUUUUGAGAAAGUCAAGAAGUUCCGCACUCACGUGGAAGAGGGUGACAUUGUCUAUCGACUGUACAUCAGGCAGACCAUCAUUAAAGUGAUCAAGUUCAUAUUGAUCAUUUGCUACACGGGCUACUAUGUCAGCAACAUCAAGUUUGAUGUAGACUGCAGUGUUGACAUUGAGAACCUCACGGGUUACCGCAUGUACCGCUGUGCCCACCCAUUGGCUACCCUCUUCAAAAUCUUGGCCUCCUUCUAUAUUAGCCUGGUUGUGGUCUAUGGCUUGAUCUGCAUGUACACCUUGUGCUGGAUGCUCCGUCGCUCACUCAAGAAAUACUCUUUUGAGUCCAUCCGAGAAGAGAGCAGCUACAGUGACAUCCCUGACGUGAAGAACGACUUUGCGUUCAUGCUGCAUAUGAUAGACCAGUAUGACCCUCUCUACUCCAAACGCUUUGCCAUUUUCCUCUCGGAGGUCAGCGAGAACAAACUGCGGCAGCUGAAUCUCAACAACGAAUGGACGCUGGAUAAGCUACGACAGAGGAUUACUAAGAAUGCCCAAGAGAAGCUAGAACUUCACCUCUUCAUGCUAAGUGGGAUUCCCGACACUGUGUUUGACCUCCUUGAGCUUGAGGUCCUAAAGCUGGAGCUCAUUCCAGACGUUACCAUCCCACCUACAAUUGCCCAACUGUCAAACCUCAAGGAACUUUGGCUUUAUCACACUCCGGCCAAAAUUGAGGCUCCAGCUCUUGCCUUUCUGAGGGAGAACCUCCGGUCUUUGCAUAUCAAGUUCACUGACAUAAAAGAAAUUCCCCUGUGGAUUUACAGCUUGAAGAACCUGAUGGAGCUCCACCUGACCGGGAACCUGAGCGCUGACAACAACCGCUACAUUGUCAUCGAUGGCUUGCGAGAACUGAAAAGACUGAAGGUCUUAAGGUUGAAGAGCAACUUGACCAAGCUGCCUCAGGUUGUGACCGACGUGGGCGUUCACUUGCAGAAGCUAUCCAUUAACAACGAGGGCACGAAACUCAUGGUCCUCAACAGUCUGAAGAAGAUGGUUAACUUGACUGAGCUGGAACUCAUUCGUUGCGACCUGGAGCGAAUCCCUCACUCAAUAUUCAGCCUUCACAACCUCCAGGAGAUUGACCUGAAAGACAACAAUCUGAAGACCAUUGAAGAGAUCAUCAGCUUCCAGCACCUCCACCGACUUGUAUGCCUUAAACUCUGGUACAACCAAAUUGCCUACAUACCCAUCCAGAUUGGCACACUCACCAACCUGGAGCGGCUUUAUCUGAACCGGAACAAGAUCGACAAGAUUCCUAGCCAGCUCUUCUUCUGUCGCAAGCUGCGCUACCUGGACCUAAGCCACAAUAAUCUCACCUCGAUCCCAGCUGACAUUGGGUUCCUGCAGAACCUUCAGUAUUUUGCUGUCACGGCGAACCGAAUCGAGGCCCUGCCACCCGAGCUGUUCCAGUGUAAAAAGCUGCGGACCCUCAACCUGGGGAAUAACUGCCUUCAGUCUCUUCCGUCUCGUUUCGGGGAGCUCACCAACCUCACGCAGCUCGAGCUGAGGGGGAACCGGCUGGAGUGUCUCCCGGUCGAGCUCGGCGAGUGUCGCUUGCUCAAGCGCAGCGGCGUCAUCGUCGAGGAGGACCUGUUCAACACUCUACCCUCAGAGGUCAAGGAGCAACUGUGGCGGGCAGACAAGGAGCAAGCCUGAGCCAAGCCGGGGCCAGACGGGGUGGGAGGAAAGGAGCAAUAAAAUGAACAAAAACUCCCACUGGCAGAAAGUGGAAGUGAAAAGAGAAGGAACUGCGUCGGUGUUUCUGGCUUCAUUAGUCUGAGGAAGCUUUUCAUUUAUUCAUAGCCUUGAGUGGCUGGAAACACUUAACGGGUUAUGGUCUCCGUUCCACUUCAGUGCUUCUGGGAAAUCUCGAUAAUCAGAAGCGAGUGUUCAGCUAAAGCUUUUAUUGGCAGGGUGAGGAACAACAAAGCCUUUGAGUUGCACGCCUGCCGUUUGUGCGCAAAGGCUGAGUCCGUGUAAACAGCAAUACGGCCGUCCCAAAGGCAGAGGUGGACGGCUUGGGGUCCCGAGGAGAGGAUUUCAACCCCUACAGUCCAUACGGUCACUUUUGGGCAAAGAACUAGAAGCGUAAUCCUGAAGAAGACAAAGCCAUGAUUAUCAAGCAGAACCUUUGAAAUGCCCACACUACUGUGCCAGCUGCACAACACCCUACAGGCGUUCUCGAGAGACGGUGACACUCAAGUUUGUCAUUCACAUGUCAACGUGUUCUGGGUGACGACGUCGACUCACGUGAUGCUAAAUCUUUGGAUUGCUUUUCUUGGGAUUUGUUUUUUUGUUGGAUCUUUUAAGGGGCAGUCAGAGAAUUGAUUGAAAGUGUGCCAUCCAUUCACUUUUUUUUCCAAUUAGCAAUAUAUUGAAAUAUUUGAUGAUGUAGCAUUGGAAAUACAAAAAUUCGGUCACCUCACUCUUAAUUACGACUUCAUAUUUUGCCAAUAUAAAAAAUACUUUUGAUUCUGAAGUCUGGCAAAUGGCUCAAAAGUCGAGGAGUCGUCCACAGGUUGUCAUGUUUGAAUGUUUUUCCGUCUGUCGAGAUCUCAGUUGCACAGCUCCCUUAAAUUAUGAGUUGUAGAAAACCAAAAGUUAAGAUGAACGACGUCUGUAUUCAAUUUAAAGGGAAAUUCAACAACACUAGAAGGCCCCUGUAAAGCUUUCCCGCUGUAUUCAGCCGCUGUCUCCUUGAGCGACUCUCCACUGCGUUCAGACAUUCGGACGAAAAAUUCUGAGAAGCCGUCCGCCUCGCUGUGGAGUAACGUGAGCAGUCAAGUGGAGACUCGAGACGAGUCCGCAUCGACACAAGUGGUUUCUUCAUUUCGUUUUGGUGUUGGGUACGCCGUAUGCGUAUCUCCGAGAGGAUUCUGCCUUUUUCCGUGACCUUUGGAGGUCAGAGCCCCGGUAACGGGAUCAUUUCACAGGCGGCCUGCUUUUCCAGAUGUUUCAGACUUUUGUGACGAGCAUUCAAGUCUCGAAUUCCUCACUUCUGAGGGGAUUCCGUGCAGCGUUUCUUGAGUGAGGGGUUUACGUCAAGGCCAUUCAUCUGAGAGUUCUUUGCUGUAUUUCUUUCUUUCUUUUAGUCGGCUGCUUUUAUUCAGUUCAUGUUUUAUUAAUGGUAAUGAAUGUAGCCUAAUGGUCAGCGUAGAAGCAGUCAGUGACAGAUGUGAAGUGUUCACCUUGAGAAGCGAAUCCUUCAGUCACUUUGAUUUCUUUUACAAAUAAAUACAAAUGAUUCAAAG
Molecule: messenger RNA, 4571 nt
Organism: Polypterus senegalus (gray bichir)
Lineage: Eukaryota; Metazoa; Chordata; Cladistia; Polypteriformes; Polypteridae
Gene: lrrc8aa
Product: leucine rich repeat containing 8 VRAC subunit Aa
Exons: 4
Coding region: 556-2976 (806 amino acids)
Molecular function (GO): protein binding
Source: RefSeq, a predicted model, not a curated record